UUAUGAAUGAGAGUAUAUUAAAUAUAUUCCAUCUUCUUUUAUAUUUAAAUCUAUUCCACUUACAGCUGGGCAAAAAUUUUCGCAAAUGCUUCAUAAAAAUAUUUAACAUUUAUUAAUUCAUAUUGAUAUAUUUUAAAUGUUAGAAAUUACAAUACACUUUUCUUCUGCUUUGUAUAUUUCAAACCUAGAAAAGAUUAUUCUGGGUCGUACAGAGAUAUAGUGAACAGUCAUCUUUUAUGAUUAGAGGAUAGUCAAACGAAAGUGACUUUAUAGCAAAAAAUAGCAUUAUGUUUAUGCAUAACAGCAAUUAAGUUCAGGAAAUUCUUUUCUAUGGAGUUGAAAAAUGAGGUUUCACGGACUAUUAUCAACUCUGAUAUUAUUUCAAUUACAGAAUAUAAGCCUACCAGUAUUAGGAACAAACUCAGGGAAACUACUACCUCGAGAUUACCAACUGAUAUACCCUAUCAUCUCAGAAGAACCUCAUAUUCCGAUUGUAUACUCAACCCAGAGACACCGUCGUAGUGCUCCUCAACUCAGGAACAACCUGUUUUUAAACUUCACAGCUUUCAAUCAAACAUUCCAGCUUCAUCUUAGACGUAAUGGACAUUUCGUAGCACCUCAUUCCUUUGUCCAAUAUCGAUAUUACAAUGUAUCAUCAUCAUCUGAAAGUAUUGACAAACAGUGUUAUUUUAAAGGGAAAGUUACCUCGCGGAGAGGAAAAGCUGCUGUAUCCCUAUGUGAUGGUGUGAAUGGAGUGUUGCAGCUUGAGGAUGAUGACUAUAUAUUUGAGCCAGCACCCCAUCAUUUAUUGUCCACAUCUUAUGGUGAUACAGAAGCAUCCCACAUUCUCUACAGAGCCUCAUCUUCAUCAGUUCAAAAUCAAUACUUUGACUCAAAUUAUACUAUAGAAAAUAAUAAAAGUGAUACAUAUUAUAAUCCAUCAAGACGAAAAGAAGAAGAAUUUGAUGAAAACCAGACUUUACCUAAUGGUAGCUAUAUAUAUUUUAACCCUACCAGGACGAAAAGAGCUACGCACAGAAAAUCUGUUAAGACCGUGGAAACAUUGGUGGUUGUAGAUAAACAUGUUUACUGGAAACAUGGAAGAAAUAACAUCACAACAUAUGUACUUAGUAUGUUUAAUAUUGUGUCUCAGUUGUUCCAAGAGAGUGGUGAUGCAUACAGAAUUAAGAUAGUUGUUGUUGGUCUAGUUAUCCUGGAAACAGAUGAGCCAGGUUUGAAUAUAAACAACAAUGCAGACAAGACAUUGAACAGUUUCUGUCAAUGGCAAGCUCUAAUAAAGAAGGGGAGACAACAUCAACAUGACCAUGCCGUCCUCCUUACAGGACUAGAUAUAUGUGCCUUCAGCGACAAACCUUGUGAUACGUUAGGGUUUGCCCCAAUUAAAGGUAUGUGUGAAGAAGCUAGAAGUUGUAUUGUGACUGAGGAUAGUGGUCUCUCUACAGCAUUUACUAUAGCUCAUGAGAUAGGCCACAACUUUGGUAUGAUGCAUGAUGGUACUGACAAUCCAUGUAGAUCCAAUGCAGGAACAAUAAUGUCCCCCACUCUCAGCUCUAGGACAGGGUUGUUCAGGUGGUCAAGAUGUAGUAAACAUUACCUGGACAGAUAUUUCAAUACCAUACAAUCAUCAUGUCUUGAGAACAGACCCCAUGGACUUGGAGAAUUACAGUUCCCAGAGAGACUACCAGGCGAACUAUUUGAUGCAGACACACAAUGUAGAUGGCAAUUUGGAAGAAAUGCAAGACUCUGCAUAUUUGAUUUUGGAAAGAGAGAGAUUUGUCAGAAGUUAUGGUGCUAUAAAGGAGGAUUGAUGUGUGAAACCAAGUUCCUACCCGCAGCAGAUGGUACUUCAUGUGGUAAUGGUAUGUGGUGUAAGCAGGGUAAUUGUGAUUCCUAUGGAAGAAGAGGUCCACAGCCAAGAGAUGGAAAUUGGUCUGUUUGGUCCGUAUGGGAACAGUGCUCUAGGACAUGUGGAGGAGGGGUUAAAAAGAGGAAUAGACUCUGCAGUAAUCCUUUACCACAGUAUGGAGGGAAACAGUGCCAGGGGAAAUCAGAAAUGUUCAAGCUUUGUAAUCUUCAGGACUGUCCAUAUGGCAGCAAAGAUUUUAGAGAAGAGCAGUGUGGCCAUUUUAAUAAACAUAGAUUUAGAGGAUUUAUGUAUAAAUGGAUGCCUUAUAAAAGGAUAUAUGAUGAACAUGACCAGUGUAAGUUGUACUGCCAGGCUGAUGGAUUUAACUUCUAUUAUGCCUUAUCUAAACAAGUAGAAGAUGGGACCAGAUGUAAUGACUACAGUGAUAAUAUCUGUGUACAAGGGAAAUGUAAGACUGUUGGUUGUGACCUGGUGGUUGAUUCUACAGCUAGGAAGGAUGUUUGUGGUGUAUGUAUGGGAGAUGAUUCUACAUGUCGUAAAGUGACAGGAAGAUUUGACAGACAGCCUCCUACUAACACUUAUUUUCCCAUAAUGGUCCUACCAAGAGGAGCUAGAACUAUACAGAUUGCUGAAGAAGCCUUAUCACGUAAUUAUCUAGCUGUCCGGGACAUAUACGGGAAAUACUACCUGAAUGGAAAUUGGCAUCUGAACUCUAAUGGAGCAUACGCCAUUGCUGGAGCUAAGUUUAUAUACAAGAGAAGUUAUAUAGAACCUGAAAUCCUCCAAUCAGACGGACCAUUGUUGGAGGAUGUAGUAUUAGAGAUACUAACACAAGGCAAGAACCCAGGUGUUACAUACCAAUAUACUUUACCUAAAACAGAUGACAGACCAAGGAGAUAUAACUUUACAUGGACGGUCAAAUUGUCUACUUGUAGUGAGCAGUGUGCUGGAGGUAUACAGAAAUCCUCAGCCCACUGUUACCGUGGUGAUGGAGAAGAGGUUAACCCACAUGUUUGUGAACAGAGCUCUCGUCCUAGAACUGGUAUAUCAUCAUGUAAUACCAGACCUUGUCAGCCAAGUUGGUUUUCUGGUCCUUGGACCGAGUGCACUAGAACUUGUGGAGGUGGUAAACAGAAAAGACGUGUUUACUGUAGCCAGAAAUUAUCUCUCACUAAAGAAAGGCGAGUGAGACGUAAUAGAUGUAGCCAUCUUAAGAAACCAGCUAGAAAAAUACCAUGCAACACCCAGGAAUGUCCACCUUCAUGGCAUGCCAAAGCAUGGUCAGAGUGUACUGUAACUUGCGGAUCUGGAAGAAAGGUUAGAGAGGUGACAUGUCUCAGUCAUACAACACGUGGAUCUGUCUUAUUACCAAACAGUAUGUGUGAUCACCACCCUGCUAUGGACAGGGUGACCAGUUGCCAGAUGCCGACAUGUCCACCUGUAGUAACAUACCAAUGGAGUGUUUCCUCUUGGACACAGUGCUCAACAACAUGUGAUUAUGGUACAAGAAGAAGAGAAAUGAUAUGUAAUCGACAGAUAGAAAACAGUGCAGAAAUCCAGACAAUUCGACCUGAGUAUUGUCAGAAUAUACCUCGACCUGUUCAGCAACUGUCAGACAGAUGUAUCAUUCAGGAGUGUACCAAAACAAAGCCAUAUUGGUACACCUCACCUCUAUCUCAGGUAUAUACAAUUGUACCAAAACAAAGCCAUAUUGGUACACCUCCCCUCUAUCUCAGGUAUAUACAAUUGUACCAAAACAAAGCCAUAUUGUGUUCUGUCAGUUGCGGAAGUGGCAGUCAGACCAGACUGGUUCACUGUUUAGAUGAACUUACUCAGGAAUUAUCUACAGGAUGUGAUCGGGGUAGGAAACCAGAUUCUCAAAACAUCUGUGUUAAACCUGAAUGUCCAAAGCCAGAUCCAAGGUGCACAGACCAAUUCAAAUGGUGCUUUUUAGUUCCAAAACAUGGAAUAUGUCAUCACAGAUUUUAUGGAUCAAAAUGUUGUCGUUCCUGCAGUGGAUUCUUCACUGGAUAAUGAUUACUGUGUCCAAUAUUCAGGGAACCAGUUUGUGGUCUCCAAUAUUCAGGGAUACUCCGAUUUAGCAUUUGAAACUAAUUACAAGAGUUUUAUGGAAAAGACAUGAAAAGAAAAUGAUUUUGUAUAUGAUUUUUGUUUUGACAGACCAUUGAAAUGUAUAGGAUAUUUACAUUUACUAAUUACCUAGUAAUAUUUAUCAUAAAUUGCAUCUUUUUUUCAUUUCACAUGACAAUCUUUUACAAAAUGUUUAUUUAUUUGUCAUUUUGUUUCAGUAACCAAAGGGUACCAGCAAACGUAAACAUGUAUUUUACAUUUAAUAUGUGUAUAUUUGAUAUUGUAUUUUAUUGAUGCUGUAUUUUUAACCAAUCAAAAUGUCCUGUAUACAGCUUUGUAUUUAUUUAUAUUUGUUAAAAUGUUUUUUUGAGGGAUUUUUUUUAAUAGCUGUAUCUGAGAUUUAAAUCACAAGAAAUGAUUGUAAAUAGCUGAAUAUAUUAACCUAUUUUAAAGUAUCAGUCCUCUAUGAUAUGAUCAUAUCUGGAUACAUUAUAUAUUUAGGAAUACCAUGCUAAAAUUUUAUAGUUAGGCAUACCAUGCUAAAAUGUUAUCUAUGUUUUGCAAUCAGCAUUCUGCAAACUUUUAUCCUUACUUGAAACAGAA
Messenger RNA from Mytilus trossulus (common blue mussel), 4582 nucleotides. Its product is annotated as A disintegrin and metalloproteinase with thrombospondin motifs 16-like. Gene Ontology annotation, biological process: proteolysis; extracellular matrix organization. Gene Ontology annotation, cellular component: extracellular matrix. The transcript is spliced from 24 exons. Lineage: Eukaryota; Metazoa; Mollusca; Bivalvia; Mytilida; Mytilidae. Gene Ontology annotation, molecular function: metalloendopeptidase activity. The record is from RefSeq and is a predicted model, not a curated record. Bases 344 to 3922 code for a protein of 1192 amino acids.